AUGAAAUUAAUAGCUACUUUUUUUAAUUUAUUCUUUUUAGCAGGUGCUAUUUUAUUAUUAAUUUUUACAGUAUUAUCAGGUUCAUCAAGACAUAGACCAUUAAAUAAAUUUUAUUGGUUAGAAGCAGAUACUUCAAAUAUUCCUAAUGCUCCAGCAUCAAGAUCAGCGUGGACAUUUUGGGGUGUAUGUGAUAAAAAUGAUUAUAGUAAUUGUUUAUUAGGACCAGCUUAUCCUAUAUCACCAGUUGAUAAUUUUGAAACAACAAGAAAUAUACCUGAAAAAUUUUCAUCACAAGAAAAUACUUUUUAUUAUUUAAGUAGAUUUGCUUUUGCUUUUUGUUUAAUUGCAUUGGGAUUUGCCGGAUUAGCUUUUAUUAUUGAUAUUUUAGGAUUCUGCUUUUUGAUAAUUGAUAAAAUUGUUAUAUUUUUAAUUAGUAUUGCAUUAUUUUUUAUGGCUGGAUUUGCAGCUUUCCAAACUGCAGUAGUUGUAUUAGCUAGAUCUGCAUUCCAUUCAGAUGAUUUAUAUGCUCAUAUUGGUGUUAAAUCAAUGGCUAUUAUGUGGGCUGCUUUUGCUUGUUUAAUUAUUUGUUGGGUUAUAACAUUAAGUGCAAAUAUUGUAAAUAGUUAUAAAAAAAAUAUUAAUAGAGUUAAUGGUGAAAAAGGAAAUAAUCAAUCUCAACAACAACAACAUCAUCAAACAGGGGCUGCUGGUAUAAGAGAUGAUUCUUCAUUUACAAGAGCUAAAAAUGUUGAUGAUGAAAAUCAAAAUGGUGGAGGAAUUAGAUUUUUUAAAAUUAAAAGAAAUCAAAAAGUAAAUGAUGAAGAUUCAGUUUAA
Molecule: messenger RNA, 834 nt
Organism: Lodderomyces pseudojiufengensis
Lineage: Eukaryota; Fungi; Ascomycota; Pichiomycetes; Serinales; Debaryomycetaceae
Gene: SUR7
Product: Sur7p
Exons: 1
Coding region: 1-834 (277 amino acids)
Biological process (GO): endocytosis; cortical actin cytoskeleton organization; fungal-type cell wall organization
Cellular component (GO): membrane raft; cell cortex; plasma membrane
Source: RefSeq, a predicted model, not a curated record